CAGGCGCAGUCUUGCGGCAGAUUUCCGUAGGAGAGAAAGAUCAAUGGGUGGUCAGAGAGUAAGAUGGCGGACUGCGAAUCGGAGGUGCAGCGCUUGCCAGCCGCGAACGAAGACGUAACGAGAAACGCGAAUGUAACAAUGAUUACCAACGGACGUGUGCCUCAACAUCCGGUAAACCAAACAAAUCCUAUCGGACAAGGACCGAGACGCGUCACUAUUUACAAAACCGAAACUGGUUUUGGGUUCAAUGUACGCGGUCAGGUCAGCGAGGGUGGACAACUACGAAGCAUCAACGGGGAACUGUACGCGCCGCUUCAGCAUGUCAGCGCCGUAUUACCUCGAGGUGCUGCCGAAAAAGCCGGCGUACGAAAAGGCGAUCGUAUAUUAGAAGUAAACAGUGUGAACGUCGAGGGAGCAACUCACAAACAGGUGGUGGAUUUGAUAAAGUCGGGGGGCGACGUGUUGACGUUGACUGUCAUCUCCGUUACGCCGCAAGAGGCGGAGAAGCUCGAACCGUUCGAGGACUUGAGUUAUGCAUCGGUGGACUACAGCGAGAAACGGUCCCUGCCUAUCAGCGUGCCUGAUUAUCACGUUCGUGAGAGGAAGCACGAACGUUAUGUCGUUUUCAACGUUCACAUGGCGGGCAGACAUCUGUGCUCCCGUCGUUACAGGGAAUUCGCCGCUUUGCACAUGGCUCUCAAGAAAGAAUUUAUCGGAUUCAACUUUCCCAAAUUACCGGGAAAAUGGCCAUUCCAAUUGAGCGAGCUGCAACUCGACGCGAGAAGGCGCGGUUUAGAGCAAUAUUUGGAAAAGGUUUGUGCGGUAAGGGUAAUUGCCGAAAGCGAUAUCAUGCAAGAAUUCUUGGCUGAUAGACUCGAGGAAGAUGGCGACCAAGGGCCGGCGGUCGAUUUAAAAGUACUGUUGCCGGAUCGCGAGGUUGUUACUGUUACAGUUGCUAAAGCGGCCUCUGUAAGUGAUGUAUACGAUGCGGUUUGCAGCAGAGUGGGAUUGGAUGCGGAAACGGCGAAAUACUUUUAUCUUUUCGAGAUCGUCGAAUAUAAUUUCGAAAGGAAACUGCAACCCCAUGAACAUCCUCAUACUUUGUACGUUCAAAAUUACUCGACCGCCAGUGUGACGUGUUUAGCAAUAAGAAGGUGGCUUUUUAAUUUAAAUAGACCGCUCAGCGAGCAAGCGUUAACUUGGAUAUUCUGGCAAACGGUGGACGAAGUGAACAGGGGGCAUAUCACAGCAGGAGAAAGAUUAUACCAGUUAAAAGCGUUACAAGACGCGUCGAGGAAACACGAAUAUCUAAAGUUGGCUAGGGAAUUAAGCGGUUAUGGUGAUAUCGUGUUCCCUCACUGCGCAUGCGAUUCGCGAAAGGAAGGACACGUUGUGCCCGCCGUGGGGGCGCCAGCGUUUAAGCUGCACGCGGCGAAGGAAGAUGGCACUUUGGAAUCUCAAGUUGUUGAAUUUCAAUGGAACACUAUUACACGAUGGGAGGUGGACGAGGAAGGGAUGGCGUUCUGCUUUCAAUAUACACGUCAGGAUAACCGUCCACCGCGUUGGCUCAAGCUUUUCACACCUUAUUACACGUUCCUGUCGGAUUGUUUCGAUCGAAUAGCCGAGGAGGGGAAAUGGGAUGAUCCAGGGGAAUGAGGAAACGUUCGGCGUUAAAAAGAAGAAGAAGAAAAAGAUAAAGAUAAAAAAAUAAAAAACAUAUUCGGUGCAUAAUAAUAGCAAAAGGUAUCGUUUCUCAUCGAGGUCAUCGCUUCAUUUGUCCGGCAAGGACUUUUCGAUUAGGAUUAAUUUUUUUUUUUUUUUUUUAAUGGCGAUUUGAAAAUCAAUGAGACAGCUCUGAUCGUAAUCUCGCUUUGUCGACAGCCUAUCAACGAUACGUAUUAUUAUACAUGUUGUUUUUAGUAUGAUGUUGUGAACACGAUGAUCGAAUAUUAACAAUUUGAAGAAAUAGAAAUUAACGUGAAACACUUGAUGAAACGCUAUUUAUCGGUAGAUUAGAUUUUAUUUAAAGAAAAGGAAAUUAACAAUUAAGAUUACGGCUAAGACACAUUGUUACAUUAUCCUAAUCAUCUGUCCAGAUGAAAUCUAUCUUCUUGGCCUAUCGUAGAGUGUUAUUGAUUAAAAUCUCGAUCGAAGAGAAUCGAACCGGAGUCGUUCCUUUUUUUAAAUAGCCUAAAUAAUAGUUGUCGCCAAUCUUCAUUAGAUUCCAAAUGCAAAUGUAUUCAACUUAACCAACAAGUAUUAUGUAUUUUCAAAUAUCUGUACGUUCUCGUAUUCUGUAAUUUUUUUUUUCUUUUUUUUUUCUUUUUUUUUUCCUCCCCCCUUUCUGAAAUCUUUCAACACUGUCCGUCUUCUUUCUUACAUUAAACAAUUUUAUAAAAAUAUGUAUAUAUAUAUAUAUAUAUAUAUAUAUAUACAUAUUCAUAGUGAAAUAGGUUAUCGCAAUAUCCAUUUCAUGUUAUUCGUGUGGAAAAAGAAAAAAAGAAAAAAAAAAAAGAAAAGAAAUAGAACAGAAAAUAGAGCAGAAAAUAGCACAGAUACUUUUUCCCCGAAGCUAUAUUUUUACUAUUAAAGAUGCAGAAGUAAAUAAAAAACGCAGAAUUGUUCUCUGAUCCGAUCUCGUCCUCGUAAUCGAUAGCAUGUACAAAAACAUGGAUGGAUGGAUGCCAUGUAGAGAUGUGAAGUAUAAAUCGAAACGUUGAUUCUAAACUUUAAAAAAAAAAAGGAAAAAAAAAGAACAAAAAGAAAAGUAAAGAAAAAAAAAUCGUAGCUGUGCUUAGGACAAGAAUUAACUUCGUUAUCCAACGUUAAAAAAUUCGUGAGAAAAAAGAAAGAAAAGAAAAGCGUUCGUUCAAACCUAACCUAAAAAAAAAAAUACAAAGGAUAAAAGACUCGUGGAAAUGUUCAAGGGAAACGAAUUAAUAGGAAGGGUUCGCGAAAUUUGUAGCAAGAGUUGACACCUAACCUAAAAAAAGAUACAAAGGAUAAAAGAAAUGUUCAAGGGAAACGAAUUAAUAGGAAAGAAAAAGAAAGGAACGCCAUAGCGAAAAGAAGAGAGAAAAAGAUAAUACUCACUGACAUUGUUGAAGAAGAGAUACAGAUAAUAAUAAUAAUAUAAUAAUAAUAAUAAUAAUAAUAAUAAUUAUAAUAAAAAAAACGAAACAAUUAUAUAUAUAUAAAUAAUUUUAACGUCUUUAAGAUCGGUUAAUUAAGAAACACUCGAUGAACUCUCAAAAAAAGAAGAAGAAAAGAAAAAAAGCAUCUCGGCCUGUUCGUCGGUGUUGUUGUUCGACCGAAACUGAAAACUGGCGAAUUCUUCGGAACACCUAAGAAUCUUUAUCUCUCUCACACUCCAUAUUUCCUUCUCUCUCUCUCUCUCUCUUAUAUCUUUCUUCCUUUCUCGUCCACGUUUACUUUCGAUCCAUCCACUUCCGAACGGUUUCCGAACGGAUUCGCUCGUAUUCGCGACAAAUUGAAGAGAAGCCUCGGCAGAUAAUAAUAAUAAUAAUACUAAUAAUAAUAAUAAUAAUAAUAAUAAUAACAAUUAUAUAGUGUAUAGAAUGAAUAUAAUUAUCGUUAAUGUUUUUAAACUUUAUUCGAAGCGAGUUGUGCGCCUGCGCGUGUGUGUGAAUUUUUCGAGACGAAAUCGGUUUAUCUUUAAUCGAGGGAGGGAGAGGGGGGGGGGGGAGAGGCAGGAAGGUAGUAACGUUACGUAAAUAGGAUUUAAGCUCAAGUCCUCGAGUUGUUGUAAAAAUAACGAGAAUUUCCUUUACGAUUUGAAGAGAUUUUUUUUUUUCUUGAUAAUGAUGAAGAUUUUAAUUGACGAUGUAGAAUCGAAAGGGGGGAGGAGGGUUAAAUUUCGAUUCGAUCCAGUAUUCGAAAUAUCGUGGGGGGAUAAUUUAUCGUUAUUUUUAUCGUGCAAUUUAAGGCAUCCGAACACCGAAAUUAAUCCGAUCAAAUCAGAUGUACGUGUAAGUGAUGUCUGAGAUAUAGAUCUACUUAAAUAUACAUAUAUAUUUGUUCCGUGUGAUCGAUUGUGAUCGCGAACGGAAAUAUAGGAACGAGGAUCCUCGAUCCUCGUCGUCGAGGGUGAACUAUCGUUCUAUAUUGGGAACUGUGCAAAGUGAUCGAGAAACUGUUAUUGGAAAAAAAAAAAAAAAAAAGAAGAAAGGAAGAAAUUCAUUAUCAUGCAUUGAACGAAGAUAUGAGUUGAACGAAGGUGGACCUUCGGUUGUGUUUUUUUCUUUCUUUCGAGGCUCGUCGACUUGAUUUGUAAACUUCGCCAAUACGAUUUUAUAUUUUUUUCUUGUUUUUCUUACAUAAGUUCUUCUUACACAAGUUUUCCAAAUUGCAAUAACAAUAUUAACUAAUAAUCGUAUUGAGCGAGAAAGAAUGCUAUUAAUUUUUCUUUUUUUUUUUUUUUUCCUAAUCGCCACACGAAGAAUAUCGAACAAGUAUUAAAAAAAAAAAUGCCAUAGACUCUCUCUCUCUCUCUCUCUCUCUCUCUGGCCGAAGGUCGAAUCGAUUGGCAGAAACUGAUAUGUAUUUCUCAUGCCCUUUUCCGAUGUAUUUAAACGAUGAAGUAAUUACAUAAUUAAUUAAUAAAAAAAAGUAAAAGAACCGAGAAUGAAAGAGUUCGAGUUCUUUGUUUUUCUCUCUCUCUCUUCACAGCCACCGUUACUUUCUUAUGCAUAUAUAUAGAUCGAAUUGUACAAGUCUGAUAAUUGUAUGAAGAUAUUCUCCAGAAAAUUGAAAGGAAUUAGUAAGGAUAAAUAUACGUCCAAAUUGUAUCCGAAAUUUAUAUAGCUUUAUAUAUAUGUAUAUAUAUAUAUAUAUAUAAAUUGUUCGUUAAAUUUUUAACUACGUUUGUUACCACUUGCUACACUUUAUUUAUCUUAUAUAUAUAUAUAUACUUCCAUUGUAACUUAAAAAAAAAAAUUAACCGAUUUAUCAACCGAUACGAGUAAUAUUUUUGUAUUGGAAAGAAUUGUGGGUAAGGAGAGAGAUGUAUUUGUUUCCAAGGAAGCGUAAGGUUAAUUAUUAGUUACUUGAUCGAUCGUCACGUUGAGAAGAGAGAGAAGAGAAGAGAAGAGAUGGGAAGGGAGAAAGAGAAAAGAAAGAAAGGAAGGAAGGAAGAAAAGGUCUGUUAAACCGGAGAACGAGUUUAGAUAGUAUAAUUUAAUUAUUAUUGUUACAGUAUAAGACCAUAUCAUUAUAAUUAACUCUUUUUAGGCGUUAAUUAAAACACUAUGUAUUAAUCGUAGCCCGUAAUAACUAAAAAAAAAAUGCUCCGAAACAACAUAUUUCCGAUCAUAUACCUGAUCAGUUCGCGACUUUUCCUGUAAAAAAAAGAAAAAAAGAAAGAAACUGGAUAUAUUUCGGUACACAGCGAAUUGAUACGAUUAUUAUUAUUAUUCGAUUUGUUUUCUCGGUGAUCGUCUUGUUAACGGAACGGAAACAGAAGAAAAAUAAUAAUAAAUAAUAAAAAAAUA
Apis mellifera (honey bee) is the source of this 5510-nucleotide messenger RNA. RefSeq names its product sorting nexin-27 (gene Snx27). The transcript has 7 exons. Gene Ontology annotation, cellular component: early endosome. Gene Ontology annotation, biological process: signal transduction; intracellular protein transport. NCBI's taxonomy places the organism in Eukaryota, Metazoa, Arthropoda, Insecta, Hymenoptera, Apidae. The record is from RefSeq and is a predicted model, not a curated record. The coding region runs from base 64 to 1656 and encodes 530 amino acids. Gene Ontology annotation, molecular function: phosphatidylinositol-3-phosphate binding; protein binding.